Messenger RNA from Pecten maximus, 1686 nucleotides. Its product is annotated as caspase-3-like. Gene Ontology annotation, biological process: proteolysis; apoptotic process. Lineage: Eukaryota; Metazoa; Mollusca; Bivalvia; Pectinida; Pectinidae. The transcript has 6 exons. Bases 90 to 1016 code for a protein of 308 amino acids. Gene Ontology annotation, cellular component: cytoplasm. The record is from RefSeq and is a predicted model, not a curated record.
CAACCGGAAGUUUACUCAUCAAAACGAAAAUAGAAACUUUCCACCGAGAUUCAGGAGUUCUUCGAGUUCAAUUUCACUAUUGCAGCACAAUGGGAGACAAAGGAGAUACGAAGAAAGAUAUGCCAGAUGCAAAUCCAAACCUUGUGUCUGACACAGAUGCUAGAUAUGGACAUGGUUCUGGUGGAAUAUUCUCAAAAGGACAAAGCAGAAAACCUGUCCCUAGAACUACCAUAUUAACAGAGGCAGAACUCAACAGUCCACUCUACAAGAUGGACCAUGCAAGACGUGGAAAGGCAGUCAUCAUUAAUAAUAAGGAAUUCAAAGGCAACAUGGGACUUGGGGACAGAAAGGGUACAGAUGUAGAUGCGUCGGUCAUGUACCGCAGACUGCAGGAACUUGACUUUGACGUUACACUAGAACACAACCUGUCUGCAGACAAGAUGCAACAGAUCUUAAUUAAUUUGUCACUGGAAGACCACAAUGAUUGUGACUGUCUGUUUGUUGUUGUCCUGAGUCAUGGGGAGGACGGUGUGGUCUUCGGUACAGAGGGGUCAGUUGAGGUCAAGAAGCUGUUUGAACCCUUCAAAGGAAACAAUUGUCCUAGUCUCGCAGGCAAACCAAAAAUCUUUGCUAUACAGGCAUGUAGAGGCUCCCAGUUUGAUGAUGGUUUAGGCGUAACAGUCGCAGAUGCAGAAGGAGUGAUGGAGGUUGACAGGACUGUUAGAACACAAUCCAUUCCUGCCGAGGCCGAUUUCCUUGUCGCCUACUCUGUUGUUCCUGGGUAUUACUCAUGGCGGAACUCCACAAAUGGAUCAUGGUUUAUUCAAGCCUUGUCAUUGGCCUUGGAUGACGAGAAGUUAAAAGACCUGGAUUUCUUACGUCUCCUUACUGUGGUUAACCGGAAAGUGGCCUACCAUUUCCAAUCGCAGACAUCUGAUCCUCGUAUGGCAAUGAAAAAGCAAAUCCCUUGUAUAACAUCCAUGUUAACCAAGGAGAUAUAUUUCAACCCAAAGUAACAUUUUGUAACUCUCCGAUUAGGUAUAAAUUUGAUAUUUUUCAGUUGAAUGAGAAACAAUAUUCAAAUCUGUCCUGAGUUACUGAUAAGCAUUGGUGGAGUUUGUAAAGGUUCGAACAGUUGAGAUAUGCGUGUAUGAAAAUUUAUGAACUUACUUGUUAAGUUUUUGAUGAACACGUACAUCCUGAGAAAUAUCCUGAAUUUUUUUAAGCAAACAGUUAUUAUACUUAUCCUGUACUUUAAAACAAAAAACUGAUUUUAUUUCCAAAUAUGGUAUAUUUGUAAAAGUUAUGUCAAAUUCAAGUAUCUUCACUUUGAUUAUGAACAAUUCACUUUGAUUAUGAACUGAUAUUAUGGAAAACACAUUUUGAAUUCAUGGCCAUAUGAUGACAUUUUCAUACCCAUAUGAUGACACUUACAUGUCCAAAUGAUGACACUUUCAAUAUGAUCUCUCUUUUUUGACUUGCCAUCCUACUUGAUAUUAAGAAAGCCCUCUGCACACUAUAGAUGCAUUAGAUACUGAAUUGAUGGAUGACUUCCCUUUUUCCAUUUGAUAUCAGAUUCACACAAAUUAUUUAUCCAAACCGAAUAACCAGUACUUGAUAACAAUAUGUUGGGUUUUUUGGGGUUUUUUUUCAUGUUAUAAUGAACAAGAAAUUGAACUCUACCAA